AUGGAAGCUGCACAUUUUUUCGAAGGGACCGAGAAACUGUUGGAGGUCUGGUUUUCCAGGCAGCAGUCCGAUGCAAGCCAGGGAUCUGGGGAUCUUCGUACCAUCCCAAGACCUGAGUGGGAUGUCCUUUUGAAGGAUGUGCAGUGCUCAAUCAUAAGUGUGACAAAGACUGACAAGCAGGAAGCUUAUGUACUCAGUGAGAGUAGCAUGUUUGUCUCCAAGAGACGUUUCAUUUUGAAGACAUGUGGUACUAUCCUCUUACUGAAAGCACUGGUCCCCCUGUUGAAGCUUGCUCGGGAUUACAGUGGGUUUGACUCAGUCCAAACCUUCUUUUAUUCUGGUAAGAAUUUCAUGAAGCCUUCUCACCAAGGGUACCCACACCGGAAUUUCCAGGAAGAAAUCGAGUUUCUUAAUGCAAUUUUCCCAAAUGGAGCAGCAUACUGUAUGGGACGGAUGAAUUCUGACUGUUGGUACUUGUAUACUUUGGAUUUCCCAGAGAGCCGAGUAAUCAAUCAGCCAGACCAAACCCUGGAAAUUCUGAUGAGUGAGCUUGACCCAGCAGUUAUGGACCAGUUCUACAUGAAAGACGGUGUUACUGCAAAGGAUGUCACGCGUGAGAGUGGAAUUUGUGACCUGAUACCAGGUUCUGUCAUUGAUGCCACACUGUUCAAUCCUUGUGGCUACUGGAUGAAUGGAAUGAAAUCGGAUGGAGCCUAUUGGACUAUUCACAUCACUCCAAAACCAGAAUUUUCUUAUGUUAGCUUUGAAACAAACCUAAGUCAGACCUCCUAUGACGACCUGAUCAGGAAAGUUGUGGAAGUCUUCAAGUCAGGAAAAUUUGUGACCACCUUGUUUGUUAAUCAGAGUUCUAAAUGUCGCACAGUGCUUUCUUCACCCCAGAAAAUUGACGGCUUUAAACGUCUUGAUUGCCAGAGUGCUAUGUUCAAUGAUUACAAUCUUGUUUUUACCAGUUUUGCUAAGAAACAGCAACAACAGCAGAGUUGAUUUGGAAAAAUGAAGAAGAAAAACAGCAAAAAGAGAAGACACACAGGAA
Molecule: messenger RNA, 1054 nt
Organism: Grammomys surdaster
Lineage: Eukaryota; Metazoa; Chordata; Mammalia; Rodentia; Muridae
Product: S-adenosylmethionine decarboxylase proenzyme-like
Exons: 1
Coding region: 1-1005 (334 amino acids)
Biological process (GO): spermine biosynthetic process; spermidine biosynthetic process
Cellular component (GO): cytosol
Molecular function (GO): adenosylmethionine decarboxylase activity; putrescine binding
Source: RefSeq, a predicted model, not a curated record